Molecule: messenger RNA, 1198 nt
Organism: Acomys russatus (golden spiny mouse)
Lineage: Eukaryota; Metazoa; Chordata; Mammalia; Rodentia; Muridae
Gene: Ptges
Product: prostaglandin E synthase
Exons: 3
Coding region: 75-536 (153 amino acids)
Biological process (GO): prostaglandin biosynthetic process
Cellular component (GO): membrane
Molecular function (GO): prostaglandin-E synthase activity
Source: RefSeq, a predicted model, not a curated record
UGAAGCCGCCUUGUAGGACAGUCUCACUCUCAGUCCCAGUGUCCAGGAAUUGGAGCCCAGGCCGGCUAGCGGAGAUGCCUUCCCUGGGCCUGGUGAUGGAGAGCGGCCAGGUGCUGCCGGCCUUUCUGCUCUGCAGCACACUGCUGGUCAUCAAGAUGUACGUGGUGGCUGUCAUCACAGGCCACACUAGGCUUCGGAAGAAGGCUUUUGCCAACCCCGAGGAUGCCCUGAAACGUGGAGGCCUCCAGUACUUCAGGAGUGAUCCAGACGUGGAGCGCUGUCUCAGAGCCCACCGCAACGACAUGGAGACAAUCUACCCCUUCCUCUUCCUGGGUUUUGUCUACUCGUUCCUGGGACCCAACCCUUUGAUCGCCUGGAUCCAUUUCCUCGUGGUCCUCACAGCCCGUGUGGUGCACACGGUGGCCUACCUGGGCAAGCUGAACCCACGCAUCCGCUCCGGGGCCUAUGUCCUGGCCCAAUUCGCCUGUGUCUCCAUGGCCCUACAAAUCCUCUGGGAGGUGGUCCACCAUCUGUGACCAGCUGCGGAAGCCUCCUCAGCUAACCACACUGCGGACAGAGCCACGGAGGCUGAACCUGGGGGACUUUGUGUCCCUUCUAGAAUAGGAAUGGAUUCAGGUCCUGGGUUCCUGGCCAGCUGGGUGUGAGGAUCCCUGGGCCCAGUGUGCACGUGUGUGUUUCUUAGCCUCUUGGGAUCCUGGGUGAAGUGCCCGAUUAAAACCACUAACAGACAAGUUGUCAAGAGUGACAGAACAUGCUUGUCCUCUCGAAAUGCCUUAAGCAUCAACUCAGUACUGCCCCCCUUGACCUUCAAACUGAAAGGACAGAAGAUCCUCCAACACAGCCAUCACUCUAUAUACAGAGCCAAAAAUGGACCAGCCCAUGGAGAGACACCUGCCUGGUGUGUGUCCCAAGAAGUCUUCACAAGAGGCCCAGCGGUGGCUGGCUCCCUGUGGAGGUAGGGUACUUGCUAUUUUUCAGAGGUAGGCAGGCCAGAGCUUCCCUGUCCCUGGUGACACCUCCCUGUCACUUGAGUACUUUAGGUAGCACAGGCUCAGAAUGGUGAGUGUGUCCACAGCCUCAGCUCCUCCGACGACCGCAAGUUAAGGAAGGAUGUGGGCUUCGUCUCACCAGCUGCUGAAAGGGAAUUUUGGGCUUCGUCAGCGUCUGUGGAGUUUGA